AUGGAGACGAACCUUUUGCUUGUCGUAGAACUGUCCUUUCCACCUAUUAGUGGUAUUCAUCCUUGCCUCACGCUGAAGGUCGCUGUUGUGCGCACUGGUGGAAAUCAGGGCGGUGCACUGCUCGAUUCUAUCUUUGGGCUCCUCGGCCUGCUACUCCGCCCCUCGCCCGUCCAGGAAGUGUUCUGUACUAUCAUCUGGAUGAAGGAGGGAAUGUUUCAGCUUUCCAUCAAACAAUUCUGGAAAGCGUGCGAUUGA
Molecule: messenger RNA, 255 nt
Organism: Suillus paluster
Lineage: Eukaryota; Fungi; Basidiomycota; Agaricomycetes; Boletales; Suillaceae
Exons: 3
Coding region: 1-255 (84 amino acids)
Source: RefSeq, a predicted model, not a curated record